Molecule: messenger RNA, 4374 nt
Organism: Pangasianodon hypophthalmus (striped catfish)
Lineage: Eukaryota; Metazoa; Chordata; Actinopteri; Siluriformes; Pangasiidae
Gene: arhgap27l
Product: Rho GTPase activating protein 27, like
Exons: 19
Coding region: 771-3710 (979 amino acids)
Biological process (GO): signal transduction; regulation of GTPase activity
Cellular component (GO): cytoplasm
Molecular function (GO): protein binding
Source: RefSeq, a predicted model, not a curated record
CUAAGUGCCAAUUACUGCAUGUGAAACUAAUAAUUUUUUUUAAUUUUACAUAAUUGUAGGCACAGAAAUAUACCAAAGUGCAAAAUAAAUACCCACUUUACACGACAAUAAAGAUAAAUAUAAUCAAUAAAUAAUAUAGAUUUUUAUACUUCACUAAACUUCAUAGUGACUCAACUUAACCCCUCUCUGUCUCUCUCUCUCUCUCUCUCUCUCUCUCUCUCUCUCAUUUUUUCUCUCUCUUUCUUUAUUUCUCUUCCUGUCUCUCUCUCUUCUGUUGCUGUGAUGUGUGCUCUGUGUUGUGGAACAGGAAAUGAGUGCAGACGGAGGAGGCAGGCUGAAACCAGCAGAGUUCUAGUACACACACACACACACACACGCAUGCUCGCUCUCUCUCUCUCUCUCUCUCUCUCUCUCUCUCUCUCUCACUCACACACACACACACACACACACACACACACACACACACACGCACACACACACGCACACUUUCACCAGCACUGGAACUUUGAGCCCCAGGUGGACGGAUAAAGCUGUGAAGCAGAGAGGAACACAAACACUCAAAAGGCAAAAGGACGCUGAAAGACGAGAAGAAAGAAAAAGAGAAAGACGGAUACCUGUGUGUUUUUGCUGAAACUGUUGAAGAGCAUGUAUGGUUAGGAUGGUGCUGCAAUCUGGUUCCAGCAGACCUUCUCUAAUGUUAUCCUGAUUUGUCUUUGACCUUCAGGGGAGCCUUGCUCAAGUUCGUGACCCCAGUGUGACCUCCGCACGUGAUGGGCGAGACUGGUAAGAUGGCGAAGCCGUGCAUGGGCCUGGUGCUGGUUGAGUUCGGGUACGAGUACCAGAACCAAGAUGGCUGCAUGGUGUCCAUCAAACCCAAUGAGAGGUACACACUCUUGGCCAAGACCAAUGACCAUUGGUGGCACGUACGCAAAGACGAGUACACCAAGCCUUUCUACAUCCCUGCCAAAUACGUCAAGGAGCUACCGUCCAGUUUGCCAUCGCCCCUUGACUUUGUCGACGCCCCUGUGCCCAAGCCGACGCCUCCCGUUGUAUCUGACCUUGCAGAGAAGCCCAAGUCCAAUGAGGUAACCAUCAGGACACGCUCUCCAAAGAACCACCGCAAGACAGAGAACCGCAUGUCCACGUUUGGCGUCCCGUUGGACAUCCACGAGCAUUCGAUGUACACGUACGGAGGUUUAGUGGACCCCAUCAUUUCCCUACACCCAGUCCCAGCUUCAGAACCGGCGAAGCAGAAGAGGCUCAGUCUCUCUCCAAACUUGUUACUAAGCUCCCACGAGUCGUCACAGAAGCCUCGUGCACCAAGCCUGAGCCCCGUUGACCUGCUGCUUCGCCAGGUCAAACCUGUAGAGCCUCCGGUACUCAAGAACCUGAUUGACACCAGGCCUCAGGGACUGCUGCUAAAGCCUGAGCCACUCAUCGAGCCAGAGGAGGAGUCCAGCCCGGAGCAGACCCCUUCCUCAGACUCGGAGAACAUUUAUGAAUCCAUAUCGGAUUUGAACCUGGAUGAUUUGGUGAAGACAGAACCUGCUGCUCAGCAUGAUCCUGCUCAGAGUCCACCCUCAUCUACACCGCAGGGAAAGCAGGAGCGUGAGAACCCCACUAUGGCGGUGUACGCUAACGUCACUGAGCUGAAGAAGCUCAUGCCUCGUGUGCCUCCCUCAUCCACCUCCACCUGCUCGUCUCCCGGCCUCCCUCUCAGCCCAGCUCCAGACUCGCCUGAAUGGGAAUCACGACCUGAGCAGGACAACAGCAAAAUGUCCUACCCUGCCACACACCCUCAGAGCCCCACUCUGCCCGCAGGCAUGGACGCCUCGGCUCUGCCCAUCCCAGCCAUGCCCGCUCCAUCCGUGCCCGCUCCGUUCGUGCCCGCUCCAUCCUCACUGCCUCCAGCUCUCUCACAGGGAUCAGACUGGGAACAGCUCCUAGACAGCACCACGGGGAGACACUACUACUACAACGCCAUACUGAAUCAGUCAUCAUGGGUCGCUCCUGAGCUGCUCAGCCCUCAUCAGGAAGGACCGCCCCCUUUACCAGAGGAGGAUUACCCCACAAAUGAGCAUGACACGACCCUGCCCCCGGUUAAACAUCCCGUCCUGCCUCGGGUCACUCUGGACCCCGGAGCCCCUGUACCACCCGGCUGGAGCUGCUCCACGGAGCCUGGAGGGAAAACAGUCUUCACCAAUGACCACACACACCAACAGUGGAUCCAGUCGAAGGACGAGAAAGGAAAGACGUACUACUACUUAAAGGGCGGCUCUGUGUCUCUGUGGAAUCUUCCGGAGGUAUCAGUGUUGGGGAACGGUGUGGAGCAGGAUGGACAGUCUGUGCUUAAGAACUGGAAACCCGUCCCACAGGAGGACACGCAGAAGUUUUUCCCGUCUCACCGCAGGAUCGCUUCUGAUUACAGCACUGAUUCAUCGAGCACAGGGAAUUCAGCAGACCUACAUCAGGAGGACAACUCGAGGCCGAGGAGGAAUCUGUCCAGCACAGACGCGCACCCCCACCACCUCCACCACCCUCACCACCAUGCUUCGGUGCUGGAGAAGGCUGGCAUUCUCAACAAGACCAAAAUAGCGGAUAAUGGAAAGAAACUGAGGAAGAACUGGGCUCAGUCAUGGACCGUACUUCAUGGAGGAAUUCUCACCUUCUACAAAGAUCCCAAAUCCACUCCGGCUGGGAAUGUGACUAAGACUAAUCAGAUCGUCCCGGAGUUCACAGUGGAGCUGAAAGGAGCUUCAGUCGGCUGGGCGUCCAAGGACAAGUCCAGCAAGAAGAACGUCCUGGAGCUAAAGACUCGUCAUGGCUCAGAGUAUCUGAUACAAUACGACACAGACAGCAUCAUCCACGACUGGCACAAGAUCAUCCAGGACACCAUUAAACACCUGGAUCAUGAACAUUACUCAGAGGAAGAGGAUGAUGAGGUCAUGGAGAAAUCGACCCAGCCUGUAGAGAAAGAGAAGAAGAACACCACGACGAGACAGAGCACCUCAGGUGCUGCAGAUUCUGAGCAGAGCCGCGUUCGUACCAAACUGCGCAAGUUCCUCCAGAGGAGACCUACACUGCAGUCGGUCAAGGAGAAGGGCUACAUCAAAGACAACGUGUUUGGCUGUCACUUGGACACCUUGUGUCAUCGGGAGCUCACCACCGUCCCCAGAUUUGUGGAGAAAUGUAUAAAGUCAGUGGAGAGGAGAGGAUUAAACAUCGAUGGGAUCUACAGAGUGAGCGGGAACCUGGCGGUCAUCCAGAAGCUCCGGCACAAAGCAGAUCACGAGGAGGAUCUGGAUCUGGAGGAUGGUCAGUGGGAGGAGAUUCACGUCAUCACUGGAGCGCUGAAGCUCUUCUUCAGGGAGCUUCCCGAGCCGCUGUUCCCCUACAGCUUCUUCGACAAGUUCAUCGCUGCCAUCCAAAUCAGCGAUCAGAGUCAGAGGGUGUCGUAUAUGCGAGACUUGGUGCAAGCUUUGCCUUUACCCAACCACAACACCAUGGAAGUGCUUUUCAGACACUUACGCAAGGUGGUUGAUCACUGCGACUCAAACCGGAUGUCUUUCCAGAGCAUGGCCAUAGUCUUCGGUCCUACUCUGCUCCGGCCCGAGGAAGAGUCAGGAAACAUGGCCGUCCAUAUGGUCUUCCAGAACCAGAUCGUGGAGCUCAUCCUCAGCAAGUUCGAUGAAGUUUUCUCUUCCAGAUGAGCCGUCCAGCCUGAGUGUCGCACCUGAAGCUGUGCUUGGGCACUGCUGGACUGAGCUUUCAGUGGAUUCUCUGGAUCUGAAAUGUUUCUGCUGUAGGAUAGCAAAUGCGCACACUCAGGCUAGAGCUCAUUAACUCUCCAUGUGGAUUUCCUGUGGAAUUGGAAUGAAGAGACCAGGAUGGAUUGCACAGCAAUCACAGGCGUGUUUGUUUGGCUGGAUUAGCUGUUGGAUUAGCAUGGGUUAUCAAAACAUGGACUUGAUGAGAUCAUUCAGAUCCACAGUCUUGGGUGUCUUGGAUGGGGAUGCUAAUAUGAACACACCAGUUUUGCGUUGGAUGGAAAUUUACUCUUGCCAAAAAAAAUGAUAACUGUUAAAGACUGAUAGAGAAUGUGCUCGACAUGUUUAACCUCCGUCUGGAUUCACAACUCAGCAAGCGGUUGUCUAGAAAUUGCCAGUGGUGUAUUUUAUUUUAUGUCAGUAUCUAGACUAGGCUUGUGCGAUGUAGAUUUUUCCCUGUUCGCAAUUUUUAAAUUUAAUAAGCGAUUUAAUCAUCCAGAGCUGCUAGCCUAAAAAAAAAGACAGGAAAGCGAGCAUGUCCAGCACUUCAGGUUUAGAGGAGGGCGUAAUAAUAUUAGCAGCUGUGCAGUCGGGAACUGCGGCAAUC